ACACAUUCGACCCUCAUUUCCUCUCCAAAAUCAGCUCGUGUCUCGGUCCCCGCCAUGUUCUGCUUAUCACCGCAGUGAAGACCUUUCCAACGAUACCCAUACCCCCUCACUACAAAGCGAAGGGGUUUGACAAAGAGAGGACGAGGAAAAGACGGUUAUGCGACCGAGAAUACCAGCUCGGCUGAGUGGGGAGCUGGUACAACUGGGGGUGUUGCUGCCUUGGGCUGCUAGGGCGUCGUCUAGCACAGCGGUGGGGAGAGAGGAAGGUGGGCAGCGGAGAGGAAGAGAAGAGGGCGCGGUAAACCGACGUCUGCCUCUGUAUCCAGACGAACGGCAUAUACAACAAAAAGCGCAAGGCUCGAAUAAUACAUCGGAUCCAGACGAGUUCUUCGCAGGCGGUGCUAGCAGCACAACGAACGCGCGCGCAAAAGCAGCUUCCAGCAGUGACGCAGAACCACCAAAAAGCUCUUUCGGUGCGCUGAGAGAAAGCAGAGACAGCACAGAAGAUAGCAGAUCACUACCUUGUAUACCUAAACCUCCCCCAACCGUAGUCCACCUUCUCCUAUCCAAACCCCACCCUCCCGCUCCCUCUCAAAUAUUCGCACACCUCCCCUCCUCCCCUCAGGACCUAAACAAAGCUUCAGGGGAGUUGCUGAUAUCCUACUCGGCCCACAUGGGCGACUACAAGACACAAAAAUCCACCAUCGACCUCCUGGUCAAGAGACGUCUCGUGCCCCUCGGAUACAAGAAACGCAUAAAGAUCCGAGGACGAGACAAGGUGCAGACUAGCAAACAGGGCAUCUGGGAGAUGAGAGCGAAUGAAUGGGCUUUGAGACGGUGGCCCCCUAUUGAGAGUUUGGAGGACGAAGGCCGGUACACAACCUCGCAAUUGCUCGGGAGGCUGCAUCACUUGCUUUUGUAUGGUGAAGCACCGACUUUUGAGUUUGCGCUCAAGCUCUUGUGCAACGCUAGCGAUCAUAUAAACGACUCGCCUUCGGUCAAAGGGAAAGAGAGGGAAAGGCAGGGAGGCGAGGUGGAUGUGUUGAACCUCUAUCUGGCGUAUGCGCCACGUUUGGCCCCUGCCGACUCGCUCCUCAGCACCUUCGCCUCCGCCUUCCCAUCGAACAGAUUGAACCGCCAAUCACUGCACCUAUCCAUCUUGUCCCUCCUCUCCCCACCUUCCCCCGCCGCCCAAGCGCACCAAGUCACCCCAAAACAAGUGCUAGCGAUGCUAGAAACGUUUCUGAGUAAGGGCAUCUUGCCGGGGUUGGAGACGUGGCGCCAUAUUGGCAAGUUUGCGACGAAAUUUGGGAUCAAGGAUCUGGGCAAAGUGGGGUGGGAGGGGUGGUUUGGAAGUUUGGGGUAUGCUGAAGCGAGGGCGUUACUCGGGCCUCUCUCCUACUUUCCAAACUCUAUAUUUGAUGGCGAAUUAGGAGCAGACGAGCAAGGGGCAGAAGACCAGGAUAGUUGGCAGCUCAGAUUCCAACAUCUCGGUGUCCAGAAGACGCGCUGGGCGAGAAUAGUAGGGAGGAUGGAGAAGAAGGGAUGGGUACAGAAGAGUGAAGCGGGAGAAGGGAGGUGGGGGUAUGUUUGGAAAGAUGCUAAGGGGCCCGUGGUGGGAGAGGUCGUGGGGAAGCAAGAGCCAACGGAGACACAAGGCUUGACGGAGCCACGGCAAGAGAAGGAGGAGAAGGAUGAGAGUGAGGGGAAGGAAGAGAGCAAGGCGGCCAAAGGAGAUGUUCGCAAACCUCAUCAACGAGACUUGCGAACCCUCCUUUUCCGGCCUCGUAAUCCGUAUUACCCUCGAGUACCUCAGGUUGCUCAACGGCAUAUCCAGUCUUUACGACCAGGCGCGCCUUCGCCGCCUCCAUCCUCUUAA
Molecule: messenger RNA, 1879 nt
Organism: Cryptococcus amylolentus CBS 6039
Lineage: Eukaryota; Fungi; Basidiomycota; Tremellomycetes; Tremellales; Cryptococcaceae
Exons: 3
Coding region: 158-1879 (573 amino acids)
Source: RefSeq, a predicted model, not a curated record